Molecule: messenger RNA, 2937 nt
Organism: Lasiosphaeria miniovina
Lineage: Eukaryota; Fungi; Ascomycota; Sordariomycetes; Sordariales; Lasiosphaeriaceae
Exons: 2
Coding region: 1-2937 (978 amino acids)
Biological process (GO): leucyl-tRNA aminoacylation; mitochondrial translation
Cellular component (GO): mitochondrion
Molecular function (GO): leucine-tRNA ligase activity; ATP binding; aminoacyl-tRNA deacylase activity
Source: RefSeq, a predicted model, not a curated record
AUGCCCUUGAUCUAUGGGAGGUCAAUUGGCCGUUUAUUGCCCAAGCUAGGCGGCUCAGUGCACUUUCGACCCGCGUCAAAUCCAUGCGCCAGUACUUUCCGCCCGCGGGGCCGUUCUGCCAUCGCCCUCCAAGCUCUCGACAGCACCCUUCGAAGGGGCUACGCGGAGAGCAGGCUAGACCUGCCCGCCCUUGACCAGAAAUGGCGCCAGAAAUGGGCUUCACUCCAAGCGGACUCUGCCCGCCGCGCCAGUGAUACAAACGACAACAAAUACAUCUUGCCCAUGUUCCCGUACCCUUCAGGCACUCUGCACAUGGGCCACCUCCGAGUCUACACCAUCGCCGACGUUGUCGCGAGAUUCCACUCUCUUAAGGGCAACAAUGUACUACUCCCCAUGGGUUGGGAUGCCUUUGGGCUCCCUGCAGAGAACGCGGCUAUCGAAAGGGGUAUCAACCCGGCUACAUGGACAAAGGCGAACAUCGCGAAGAUGAAAGAGCAGCUUGAUGUCAUGAAUGGGUCCUGGGACUGGUCUCGUGAGCUUGCCACCUGCGACCCGAGCUUCUACAAGCACACCCAGGCCAUAUUUCUUCGUCUCCACGAGAAGGGCCUUGCCUACCAGGCCGAGGCAGAGGUCAACUACGACCCUGUUGAUAAGACAGUGCUGGCAAACGAGCAAGUAGAUGCAAACGGCCGCUCCUGGCGGUCGGGCGCCAAGGUGGAGAAGAAGAACCUGAGGCAAUGGUUCCUCCGCAUAUCCCAUUACCGAGACUCUCUACUCCGGGACCUGGAGGUCCUGGAAAAAGAAGGCGACUGGCCCGAGAGGGUAUUGGCGAUGCAGAAGAACUGGCUGGGCAAGUCCGCAGGUGCCCAAAUCAAAUUUCCGGUCUUGGCCUUUGGCAAAUACGCCCAUGCCAGAAUCGAGAUCUUCACGAGCCGCCCAGACACACUUUUCGGAGUGCAGUACCUAGCGCUUGCCUCAACACACCCGAUAGCUACUGCUCUGGCGGAGAUCGAUUCUGAGCUUCAGGCAUUUCUGGACACUCUUCCGGGGCUGCCUCCCGAUUCAAAGGUCGGGUACCUGCUGCCUAAUCUCCGUGCCGUCAACCCCUUAGCAUACCACGAUGAAACACCCGAGGCGACUAAGAAAUCGCUUCCUGUCUACGUGGCACCUUAUGUGGUUGGCGACUAUGGCGAGGGAGCGGUUAUGGGAGUGCCGGGGCACGAUGUUCACGAUCAUGCUUUCUGGAAGACCCAUCGGUACGACGAGCCGGUUCGGAUUGUCCUCGCCGCCUCAGAAGAUGAAUCAACUACGGCCCUGCCCAACGAAUCCUUCGUAGACCGCGGAAUACUGACUGAACAAAGCGGCAUAUACAAGGGCAAGCCGUCGAAAGAGGCGGGCGAAAUGCUCGUUUCUUUGCUCGAGCCGGCUGGAUUAGCAAAGUCGGCAGAGAAAUGGCGCCUCCGAGAUUGGCUGAUCAGCAGGCAGAGAUAUUGGGGCACGCCCAUACCUAUCAUCCAUUGCGGAUCAUGCGGGAGUGUGCCUGUUCCCCAUGAAGACCUUCCAGUCCUGCUUCCCGAGGUUGACGACCACUGGGCAGCAGGUAAAUCCGGCAAUCCGCUCGAGAGCUUGAAAGAGUGGGCAGAGACAGAAUGCCCAAAGUGCGGCGGGCAGGCCAAGCGAGACACCGACACUAUGGAUACCUUCGUGGACUCCAGCUGGUAUUACAUGCGGUUCAUCGACCCGCAGAACGAAGACGCUCCGUUCUCUGCUUCCAAAGCGAAAGCCUUGCUGCCGGUCGACAUCUACAUUGGGGGAGUUGAGCAUGCGAUUCUGCACCUCCUCUAUGCUCGCUUUAUCUACAAGUUUCUUAUGACGUCCCCGCUUGUGUCUGACGGGUCCGAGGCGUCAAGCGACACAUAUGAGCCUUUUAAGCGGCUCGUGACCCAAGGAAUGGUGAAUGGCAAGACAUACAGCGAUCCUUCAAGUGGUCGCUUCCUGAAGCUAGAUGAAGUGGACCUGAGCAUUGCCUCGAAUCCGAAAGUGGUCGCAACAGGCGAGUCGGCCGUUGUCAGCUUUGAGAAGAUGUCAAAGUCCAAGUACAAUGGUGUCGAUCCAACGGAAUUCAUUAGCCAGUAUGGAGCGGAUGCCACGCGAGCACAUAUGCUAUUUCAAGCUCCAGUGAGCGAGGUUUUGGACUGGGACGGGGAAAAGAUUGUCGGCAUCACCCGCUGGUUCGGCCGCAUUUACGACCUUGUAACCAGACUCGGAGCUGUCACCCCGCCCAAGGCGGGACGCAUGACAACCAAAGCCUACUUUGAAAGCGCUGCGAAGAAGCUGGACUCGACCCCAGAAAAAAUGGCGCAGUGGGACGCGGAUUCAGCGAUCUGGCGCGACGUCCAGAAGAUCAUUACCUCUGUCAGCGCAUCGUACGAAAAAGUUUACACGCUGAACACGGUUGUGUCCGACCUUAUGAUUCUCACCAACACCAUAAUGGCCAGCGACGGUGCAAAUGCGUAUGUCAAGCAAGAGGCUGUCUCGGCCUUGCUUCGCAUGGUAGCACCGGUUGCGCCGGCAUUCGCCGAAGAGUGCUGGAGUGUUCUCAAGCCCACAUCAUCCUCCAUCUUUGGGGGCGGCACUGCUUCGACGUCGUUCCCGGCCCUGGAUGGCACGCUCCAUCUCUUCCAGCCGCGGAAGCAGGUGUGCGCGGUCCAAGUUAAUGGCAAGCUCCGGUGCGCGGUCGAGAUCCCGAAGCCGCCGGGCUUGCAGGGCGACGAGCUGCGCGACUGGCUGCUAGCAGAGAUCAUGAAGACGGACGAGUCCAAGGCCAAGUUGAUGCCGACAAUAGCAGCUAGUGGGUCCGGCGUCUCAGAUGUUGUUGCGUCUGCAAAGAAAAUCAUUGUCAUCAAGGGCGGGAAGCUCGUGAAUUUUGUAUUUUAG